GGGGCGGGGGCAGCGGCUCUGGAGCCGUGGCAGCCCCGGCAGUGGCCGCUCUGUGUCGGUGGUCAGUCGGUCGCACGGUCGCAGUGCCGCACACGGAAGGGCUGGAGCCGUUGCCGCUGCCGGGACAUGAUCCGAAACGGACACGAUGCCGUGGAUUCCUCCAAGAAGCUCAGUCCGGGGACCAAGCGCACCGUGCGGGUCUGGUGCGACGGCUGCUAUGACAUGGUACAUUAUGGGCAUUCAAACCAGCUUCGUCAGGCACGGGCCAUGGGAGAUUACCUUGUCGUAGGGGUCCACAAUGAUGAGGAGAUUGCCAAGCACAAGGGCCCUCCUGUCUUCACUCAGGAGGAGAGAUACAAGAUGGUCCAGGCCAUCAAGUGGGUGGAUGAGAUUGUGGCUGGUGCUCCUUACGUCACUGCCCUGGAGACUCUGGACAAAUACAACUGUGAUUUCUGUGUUCACGGCAAUGAUAUCACCUUAACUGUGGAUGGGCGGGACACCUAUGAAGAAGUGAAGAAAGCUGGGAGAUACAGAGAAUGUAAACGUACCCAGGGAGUCUCUACUACUGAUCUAGUUGGCCGGAUGCUACUCAUGACCAAGGCCCAUCACAGCAGUCGGGAAUUGCCUUCAGAAUACCGGGAGUAUACUGACAGCUUUGGCAAGCCCCUUCACCUAGUACCUGCUGGGGCAGGUAUUUGCCCAGAAGGCUUCUCCCAGUGCCCAAGGAGCCACAGCCCCUGGACUGGAGUGUCACAGUUUUUACAGACAUCUCAAAAGAUCAUCCAGUUUGCUUCUGGAAAGGAGCCAGAACCAGGAGACACCAUCAUUUACGUGGCUGGGGCCUUUGACCUGUUCCAUAUUGGGCAUGUGGCUUUUCUGGAGAAGGUUUAUCAGCUUGCAGAGCGACCAUACAUCAUUGCAGGCUUACAUUUUGACCAGGAGGUGAAUCACUACAAGGGAAAGAACUACCCCAUCAUGAAUGUGCAUGAGAGAACACUAAGUGUGCUGGCCUGCAGGUAUGUGGCUGAGGUAGUGAUUGGAGCCCCAUAUGCCGUCACAGCUAACCUCCUUGAUCACUUUAAGGUAGACCUGGUGUGCCACGGGAAGACCGAGGUCAUGCCUGAUAAGGACGGUUCGGACCCAUAUCAGGAACCCAAGAGAAGGGGCAUCUUUCGUCAGAUCGAUAGCGGCAACGACCUCACCACAGACCUCAUUGUACAGAGAAUUAUUAAGAACAGCAGAUUAGAGUAUGAAGCAAGAAAUCAAAAGAAAGAAGCUCGGGAGCUAGCUGUCCUGGAAGCCAUAAAAAAACGAGAGGCAAUGCCCGAAGGGGCAGCGGUGCAGGUGGAGAGCCCCUGUGAGGCCUAGUCCCAAGUGGCUCAAGCAGCACGCCUGCCCCUCCUUCCCUGGCCCCACCCUGUCUUCCUCCCAAGUGGGGGCACUGCCUUUGGCUCUGCUCACCUUCUCUUGCCUUUCUGAUUUUAGAAUUUGUCACACCUACCGUUUUAAUGAAGCUGAGGCCCCUUUUUAAUCUAGCCUGACUUGGGAGUAACUCAAAGCCUCGCCCGACUAGGCCAGCAGGGUGCUGCCAGAGGCUAGUGGAAGCAAACUCUCGGUGCUGGGUCUCCCGGGGUGUUUUUGGAGGGUUUGUAUUCUCCAGUAACACUUCCUGCCUAGGCUCUACUGCUCUGACUUUAUAGGAAAACAGAAGGACCUGCCAGCACUCUGAGCAUUUGGAAUCCGAGCCACGAGCAGGCUCUGGCUGCUCUUAAUCCCAGCUUUCCUUCCCUUGGCACUGCCCACCUCCCAGGAAGGGAGAGGAAUGAAUCACAGUUGCCUGGGGCCUCGCCUAACAUUAAGCACAAUCCUAAUGGGCUUAGGAAACUUGUCUUCCACUGUCCCCCAAGAAGCGAGGCUUCCUCUGCAUGGCCCCAUCCAGCCUCACUUCUUGGCUGGGGAAGGGGGGGGAGGGGAAGGGGUGUCAGCCAUAGCCAAAAGGGAAUGAUCCAAAUGGUGACCUUCCUUCUCCUUAAGAAGGGGAUCCCAUCUCCCUAAACUUCCUUGCCGCCUCAUCCCUUCAUUCUUCUUAUGGUGAGAGUUAUACUCCAAAGCAUCCUGCGUGCAGCCUGAGCUCUAGGACCUUUGGUUUUCACCUGCAACUUUGCUGCCUGGGGUCCCAUAGUCCUCCCCUCAUCCUGCUGCUCCCUGUACAGACUUUGUAUUCUGAUUUUUGUAUCAAACUGGCUGUUGUAAAUUUGUCAGUGGAACUUAAUAAAAUAUGCUGGGGAUACGUGCA
Antechinus flavipes (yellow-footed antechinus) is the source of this 2296-nucleotide messenger RNA. It is a transcript of the gene PCYT2, whose product is annotated as phosphate cytidylyltransferase 2, ethanolamine. Gene Ontology annotation, molecular function: ethanolamine-phosphate cytidylyltransferase activity. Lineage: Eukaryota; Metazoa; Chordata; Mammalia; Dasyuromorphia; Dasyuridae. Gene Ontology annotation, cellular component: cytoplasm. Gene Ontology annotation, biological process: phosphatidylethanolamine biosynthetic process. The transcript is spliced from 14 exons. Bases 127 to 1368 code for a protein of 413 amino acids. The record is from RefSeq and is a predicted model, not a curated record.